Messenger RNA from Nannospalax galili (Upper Galilee mountains blind mole rat), 2469 nucleotides. It is a transcript of the gene Plppr1, whose product is annotated as phospholipid phosphatase related 1. The transcript is spliced from 8 exons. The record is from RefSeq and is a predicted model, not a curated record. Gene Ontology annotation, molecular function: phosphatidate phosphatase activity. The coding region runs from base 412 to 1389 and encodes 325 amino acids. NCBI's taxonomy places the organism in Eukaryota, Metazoa, Chordata, Mammalia, Rodentia, Spalacidae. Gene Ontology annotation, biological process: phospholipid metabolic process; phospholipid dephosphorylation; signal transduction.
UUUGCUCCUUUCCUUUCAUUAAACAAAUAGGAGAUCCCGAAACCUGGACCCAGCUCCAGGAGGAGGCGGAGGUAGGCAGAGCGCGGGAUGGGCGCAGAGGAGCAUCUGUGAUUUCUCGCACCCCUGGCCCCUCGCGCACACCCCCACGCACACUCACACGCACACACACACACACACACACACACACACACACACACGCACACACACUCCACACGCCUGCGCUGCGCGCUCGCCGGCUCCCUCUCCCACGCAGGCGGAAUGCAGCAGCGCCCGGCAAGCGCGUCUGCAGCCGCUGCCUGAAUGCACCUAGCUGCCCUGAGCCGGACGGCCCCGUAGGGCGCACGGAAGGACGCUCCGCCUGCGGAGCCUGGACAAUUUCAGACAGUGCAGUUUUGCUACAUGGUCUGAGAAAUGGCUGUAGGAAACAACACUCAACGAAGUUAUUCCAUCAUCCCGUGUUUUAUAUUUGUUGAGCUUGUCAUCAUGGCUGGGACAGUGCUGCUUGCCUACUACUUCGAAUGCACGGACACUUUUCAGGUGCAUAUCCAAGGAUUCUUCUGUCAGGAUGGAGACUUAAUGAAGCCUUACCCAGGGUCAGAGGAAGAAAGCUUCAUCAGUCCUCUGGUGCUCUACUGCGUGCUGGCUGCCACUCCAACUGCUAUUAUUUUUAUUGGUGAGAUAUCCAUGUAUUUCAUAAAGUCAACGAGGGAAUCUCUGAUUGCUGAAGAGAAAAUGAUCCUAACUGGAGAAUGCUGUUACCUGAACCCCUUACUCCGAAGGAUCAUCCGAUUCAUAGGGGUAUUUGCAUUUGGACUUUUUGCCACGGACAUUUUUGUUAACGCCGGACAAGUGGUCACUGGACACUUAACACCGUACUUCCUAACAGUGUGCAAGCCAAACUACACCAGUUCAGACUGCCGGGCACACCAGCAAUUCAUAAACAAUGGGAACAUUUGCACUGGGGACCUGGAGGUGAUAGAAAAGGCUCGGAGGUCCUUUCCAUCCAAACACGCUGCUCUGAGCAUUUACUCCGCCUUAUAUGCCACGAUGUACAUCACAAGCACAAUCAAGACAAAAAGCAGUCGGCUGGCCAAGCCUGUGCUGUGCCUGGGGACCCUCUGCACAGCCUUCCUGACAGGCCUCAACCGUGUCUCAGAGUACCGGAACCACUGUUCAGACGUGAUUGCUGGCUUCAUCCUGGGCACCGCAGUGGCCCUGUUUCUGGGAAUGUGUGUAGUUCAUAACUUUAAAGGAACACAAGGAUCUCCUUCCAAACCCAAACCUGAGGAUCCCCGUGGAGUUCCCUUAAUGGCUUUCCCAAGGAUAGAAAGCCCCCUGGAAACUUUAAGUGCACAGAACCACUCGGCCUCCAUGACUGAAGUCACCUGAGAUGACGGAAGCAGUGUGGCUGUUUUUUAAAACCACCUUCAAUUCAAUACUUCAAAACACACAGUUACUCAGCGUCAAACUGUGAAGACAAGUAUUACGUUUAUCUAGUUAGAGGCUAAUGUUUUGUACAUUUUUUUGUAUGAAAAGUGAUGUAGCUUGCCCUGAUCUUUCUUUUGUCAGCUUUAAUAUAUUUAUGCCAGAAUUUUAAAACCAACAAAAUUUUCCUCUUGUCCAAAUGUGUAUUGACGCAUCAUUUAUUGAGUGGUUGAUGUUCUGUGGUCUUUGUACACAAAUUUUCUUUUCUCAGUUUUAUAAAUACAAAGUUAAUAAUUCACUCUAAACUUUUAUUACCACAGUUGCUGCCUCCUCCAGAAGUUUUGAAUUUUAAUGAAAGUUAAACUUUUGAGUUACAGGAAGGACAAAUGGCAGUUAAUGAUGAAUCUCAAAAUCAAAAAUCAACCAAGGAAAAAAAUAUAUAUUUGGAGAGAACUUUGUGUUCUGGCUUGUUAAUGAUUUAUUUUGUUCCAAAUUAAAGUGAUAUACUAGUUGCCUAACCUUUGGGAUAGAAGUUGCCUAACAAUUGACACAGAAGCCUAGAUUUAGGGGUUCGUUUUGAUUAUAGGAUUCUUUCUUAGACAACAGCCUCACCCAUCUAAGGAACUCAAGAUCUGUCUGAAAUUGUGUCCUUGAGCAGGCAGGUUGUCACCUGUAGCCUUCUUUCCAAAACAAAGCAGCCAGCACCAGCCUUUCCUGUCAACUCAACAGUUUUGUAUAUCACAUUGUAUGAAUUUAUAUAAAAAUAAAUAUUUUACAGUUUGCACAGUAUUAUUUUACAGAAAGGAUUUCAGAGCAUCUACAACGUAGAGCCUCAGAGCAACAGCUUCGCUUGUGGCUUUUAACCAUUAGGAUUUUAACUGCAUCCCAUUUUUCUAGCAUGGUGAUAAUGUGUACCUCCUUUGAGAGAAGGAGUUCCUUGUCUGUACCUAUCAGAAUGUUUUCUUGACACCUCCAUGUCAGCUCUUCUUAGCUUUUUUUGUACAUAUUUUUUUUUCUAAAGAGAAAAAAAGUUAUCACAAAAUG